CUUAUUUCCUCACACACAACACAUCCAUUGAAAACAAAGUAACUAGUAAUUAAUAGUCAUGGCUAAGUUUUCAACCAUCAUCACUUUUAUAUUCGCUGCCCUUGUUCUGUUUGCUGUUUUUGAAGCACCUACAAUGGUGGAAGCACAAAAGUGGUGCGAGAAGCCAAGUGGGACAUGGUCAGGAAUAUGUGGAAGUAACGAUGCGUGCAAGAAUCAGUGCAUUACACUCGAGGGCGCACAACAUGGAUCUUGCAACUAUGUCUUCCCAGCUCACAUGUGUUACUGUUACUACCCAUGUUAAGCAUCAUAUAUCUUUGGUGCUACAUAUAUAUCUUUGGUGCUACAUGUUCUGUGUGUGUCUUCGUUAAAUAAGUCUUGUUUCAUUCCACAAGUUAUAUCACAUGACUUGUACACUGUAAUACUGUAUUUUUGUGUUCGUUGUUAUAAUAACGUAAGGUUAUAUGUACCACAAUAAAAAGCACCUAAAAUAUAUACAAUAUAAAUAAAAUUUGGUCUUGAAAAUUCA
This is a messenger RNA of Camelina sativa (false flax), 526 nucleotides long. RefSeq names its product defensin-like protein 17. The record is from RefSeq and is a predicted model, not a curated record. Gene Ontology annotation, biological process: defense response. NCBI's taxonomy places the organism in Eukaryota, Viridiplantae, Streptophyta, Magnoliopsida, Brassicales, Brassicaceae.